Messenger RNA from Juglans microcarpa x Juglans regia, 1076 nucleotides. Its product is annotated as probable calcium-binding protein CML45. The transcript has a single exon. The record is from RefSeq and is a predicted model, not a curated record. The coding region runs from base 52 to 642 and encodes 196 amino acids. Gene Ontology annotation, molecular function: calcium ion binding. Lineage: Eukaryota; Viridiplantae; Streptophyta; Magnoliopsida; Fagales; Juglandaceae.
AAGCCCCACAGUUAACCUAGACGACCUUGUCUCCCUGUCUGUCUACUUACCAUGGAAAAGACAGCUGCCAAUACCAUCUCAUUCGUUGGCAUUCUCUCAAUUCUUGUAAUACUCAACUGGGUCCUCCUAGGACUCAAAGAAUUGUACUCAAGUUUUCGGAUUGUACUCCAAACUUUCAUAGACUUGCUUCGCCAUGCAUGUAGGGCGGUUUAUGCAGAAGCUCAAAUUCAGAGUCUUGGCAGUGAUGAAAAUUUGAAGGAUGAGAAGCCAUCCAGAGAAGAGGAAAUGAUGCUGGCAACUGAGAAAGUUGAGGAGAAAAAGCUGUCUAUUGGAGAAGUGAAAAUGAUGAUGGAGAAAAUGGUAAAAAAUCAUGAAGAAAUGCUGGUUUCAGAUGAGAUUGCAGGCCUCUUCGAGGAGGUGGAACCAAGCCCUGAGGAAGUGAAACAAGCGUUUGAUAUGUUUGAUGAGAACAAUGACGGAUUCAUUGAUGCAUGGGAGUUGGGGAAAGUUCUCUACACACUGGGGCUUGUGGAGCCUUUGGAAGCAGAAUGCCAGAGCAUGAUCAGAGUCUUUGACGACAAUGGAGAUGGGCGGAUAGAUUUCAAUGAAUUUGUGAAACUUGUGGAGCACAGCUUCAACUAGCUCGAGAAGAGGCGGGAAUUCUAAUCUUUCAUAUUUGAAGCGGAAAUCUAAAAUGCAGGAAAUGAGAGUGAAAUAAGUGUGACACAUCACACAACCAACAAGCUUUUGGAACAGAAACAACCACAGCAUAUCUUGAUAUAUCUGGAUAAGAAGCAUGUUUCAUUUUUGUUUUUAAUUAGCUUUAUUUAUCCAAUGGAGCAAUUCGUCAAAGAACUUGUAAACACCAUUAGAUUCGUAGCAAAAACUCUCUCUCUCUCUCUCUCUCUCUCUCUCUCUCUCUCUCUCUCUCUCUCAAACCAAAUGUUUCCAAAGAGAUCAUGAGCAAUAUUUCGGAAACCCUUGUAAUGAUCAAUUUCUAUUUUUUUUUUUUUUUUUUUGGUGCCGUCUCGAAAAAGAGAACUUCGAACUCAAAGCCAUUGUUCAUUUAAGAAAAA